AUGGAAGGAAAUUUUGAAGUCACCCCACCGCGAUUUGGAUCCGAAAUAUCCGGAACCCAACCCGGGGGAACAGAAUUCGGGUUCGAAGAAUUCGACAGCUUAAUCUCCGGCCCAGCGGAAACGGAAGGCAGCUCGUUCACGGCGCUCCUCGGACUUCCGCCGCCGCAGGCUAUGGAGAUCUUGGUCAAGGAGGACUUUCCGGCUAAGCCCAUGCCGCCCCCGAUUUUCCCUCUCGAUUUUGCCCUCGUUGACCGAGCCUCUAUGUUCUCUGCCUACGCCUCGGCCGAUAAUUCCCCGGUGAGUACUACGAUUUUGUCAGCCUCAAGCUCGAUGAAGCUAGAUUUGGUGAAGCAUGAGCCACCGGAGGACUCACGCCCGAAUUCCUCUUCACCGGCGGUUUAUGAUCAGAGUUUGAAGUCCGGCAAGCGGAAGGAGAGGGAGAAGAAGGUUAAAGAACCGAAAAAAAAGAGCAAAAAGGCGGUAGCAAAUGAAGCUUCCGAAGUGAGUGGCGAGAAGCUGCCCUAUGUUCACGUCAGAGCCCGUCGUGGUCAAGCUACUGACAGUCACAGCUUAGCCGAGAGAGCCAGGAGAGAAAAGAUCAAUGCCAGGAUGAAGCUAUUGCAGGAGCUAGUCCCGGGAUGCCACAAGAUUUCAGGUACUGCAAUGGUGCUGGAUGAGAUAAUAAAUCAUGUACAAGCACUUCAACGUCAAGUGGAGUUCUUGUCUAUGAGACUUGCUGGUGUGAACCCGAGAGUUGAUUUCAACCUUGAUGCUCUCCUUGCUGUAGAAAAUGGAUCCUCUAUCAAUAAUAGCUGCCCAGGCAUGUUUGAUCCUCCCGUCUGGCCUGAUGGACAAAUCGAAAUGAACAGACAGCACCAUUAUCACCAGCCAUUGGAUGUUGAUGGGCUUCACCAGCCUUCAUGGGCCAGACCAGAAGACACCUCCAACUUCAUUACUCCAGAUCACUCGCUAUUAAGUUACGGUUCUCCUGCGAACUCCGCGUCACUGCACUCAAGUCAGCUGAAAAUGGAGCUCUGA
This is a messenger RNA of Striga hermonthica, 1038 nucleotides long. Lineage: Eukaryota; Viridiplantae; Streptophyta; Magnoliopsida; Lamiales; Orobanchaceae. The record is from the annotation of a GenBank genome assembly.